CGACUCCACUCUCACCGAUUUACUGAGGCAUCGACAAGAAGUGUGAUUGGCAAGCGCGUCGGUCGCUCAGUCACGUUACGUGAGGAUGAUCCGCUUGAAGUCGCGCCGUUCUCUUGGACGAUGCGAGUGAGAGCCGUGAAUCAAGAGCGAUAUAUCGUGUACACCAAGAAGGACUCCUCAUUGGAAGUGAUAAUGCCAGAGCGGAAGGAUUCAUCGGAAGGACGAGAAGCAAACAGGAGCGGCUUUGUUGUUGCCAAGUUGCUUUCACCAUCGAUCACGAGAGAAGAACAGCUUGAUGCAAUCGCUGAGGGGUCUGCUACUGACUAUGUCGACGACGAGGACUAUGCAAACUUCUCUACGGCAAGUACACCACAAUUAGCCGUCGAUGAGGGGGACUACGCAAACUUUUCGAUGGCAGUCGCCUCAGAAGCCUCAACUAUUACCCCAGAAGAAGCUCAGGACAUGAUCAUGGCUGAAGUAUUGGACACAUCUGGAAGAGUAGGACCAAUGUUUAACGUCCACGAGGAGAUGAUCUUCCGACCACCACAAGCACUUCCACAUCCGGACGUGGAGCAUGGCCGUAUUGACACCGAGUUGCUUGAAAAGGAGAUGAUGAUCAAAACACCGAAUGUGGACCUUGAGGAACUUCGUAAAAAGCUGCAGGACAGUUGGCAUUUGGAGGAGAUGAAAGGCGAUAGCCAUAGAGAUUACGGCAGCAGUUACAUUCUGCCGGUUCUGCUCAGCGUUGAAUAUGACAACAACACGGUGCCUACGGCUUUUGCAGAUAUUCCGGUCCUGGUGUCCGUCCAGAUGAAUAUUCUAUAUUUGGCAAACUUUGACAGUGAACUCAUGGAAUACUCAAUCGAUGUCGAAUUGGAAAUGAGUUGGUAUGAUCUAAGAUUAAUGAACAACUACACGAAACCGAUACGAAUACGUGAGAAACAGGUGUUGGAUCUGAUCUGGAAGCCAGAUCCGUACUUUGUCAACUCAAAGUUUUCUCAGUUCCAUCAGGUCUCAUUCCCGAAUUUUCGCAUGCGAGUGUUCCCAGAUGGACUCGUCAAAUAUACUGUCAGGGUCACCUCAGUAUGCAAUUGUUUUAUGCUGUUCUGCCUUUACCCUCAUGAUCGUUCAAGCAUUGGACCUUCCAAUCAGUUAGCAGUCCGUUCCUCAUGCCUCCGUCUGGUCUUUGAACUAGAGCGUGAUGGCGGACGAUUUGUGGUCGAGAAGUACAUCCCGAGCACGUUGGCGAUGAUGUUUGCAUGGGUUGCGCCUUACGUACCGUACAAUUACGAAGACGUCCGGAUUAUCACUCCGAUUACGAUGGAGAAGGGGGACAAGGAGAUCAGAACGUCCUAUCUGACGUCUAUGGACGUUUGGUUUGCAGCGAUGAAGGUGUUCACCGCGUUGUCGCUCGUCGAGAGCCUCGUCGUGCUGUCGUUGAUCAAAAGGAGUCGAGCAGUGGGAAGAAGCAUCCUCCGAGCACCGAACGAGCUUCAAAGGGCCAACCUUCAUGCGGAACAGGCCCGUCUUACCCGGCUCUAUCACCACUUGGACAGUAUGUGUCGAUUCCUCUCGCCGACAGUUUUCGUGCUCUUCUUUAUCUAUUAUGUGCUAUUCGUAGCUCAGGGAGACGAUCGAGGUUGUGUUGCCAAGUGA
Ostertagia ostertagi is the source of this 1656-nucleotide messenger RNA. The record is from the annotation of a GenBank genome assembly. NCBI's taxonomy places the organism in Eukaryota, Metazoa, Nematoda, Chromadorea, Rhabditida, Trichostrongylidae.